Molecule: messenger RNA, 2238 nt
Organism: Parasteatoda tepidariorum (common house spider)
Lineage: Eukaryota; Metazoa; Arthropoda; Arachnida; Araneae; Theridiidae
Product: flavin-containing monooxygenase 5
Molecular function (GO): flavin adenine dinucleotide binding; NADP binding; N,N-dimethylaniline monooxygenase activity
Source: RefSeq, a predicted model, not a curated record
AAGAUAAUUUCGUAUUUUUUAUGCAAAAUUAUUGUUUAUUGUAAUAAGUUGAAUUUAGCAUCAUCUUAACUAUUGAUAAUAGCAUUGUGAGAUAUAUUUUGUGUCUUAACAUUCAUUUAUAUCUACAAAAACAAUGCAAAGUAAUUGACUGAAAUAAAAGCGUAUUAUUUUCAAUAUUCGAUUCGUUGAUUGUGUAAUUAAAUGAGUAGAGCCAUGUUCGCAAAAAGAGCUGCUGUUAUUGGUGGUGGUCCUUGUGGACUAGGAGCUGUAAAAGCAUUGAAAGAUGAAGGAAUCGAAGCAGUAUGCUUUGAAAGAACGGGUUAUAUAGGAGGUCUUUGGAGAUACCAUGAUGAUGAUGUAGAUGGAAUAGCCUCAGUAAUGAAGACUACUAUUAUCAAUACGAGUAAGGAACUGGGUGCCAUGAGUACAUUUCCCCCUCCCGCCGAAUAUCCGAACUAUAUGCACAAUACGUUAAUGUACGAAUAUAUAAUAAAAGCAGCUGAAAAAGCAGGAACAUCUCAACAUGUACGAUUUUACCAUGAGACGAAAUUGAUUGAAAAAGCAGAAGAUUAUGAGGAAACUGGACGCUGGAAAGUAACCAACAAAAAUACUCAGACAGGAGAAUUGGUGGCAGAAACUUUUGAUUUUGUGUGUGUUUGUAUAGGUCACCAUGUUUACCCAAACAUUCCAACUCUACCAAAUCAAGAAGAAUUUGAAGGUAAAAUAAUGCAUACGCAUAGUUUGAAGAAAGUAGAUGCAUUUGAAGAUCAGAAAGUAGUUGUUUUAGGAGUUGGUAAUUCUGGAAUGGAUGCCGCUGUGGAAUUAAGUGCCGUUACUAAACAAGUAUAUUUGAGCAGCAGACGAGGAUCAUGGAUCAUACCAAGAAUUGGUCCUAAAGGUUUGCCAUAUGAUGCAGCGUUUACAAGGCGUUAUCUCCACUUCUUUAUGGAACAUUUACCAUUCAAUUGGGUUUGUUCUUUCUCAGAGAAAGAAAUCAAUAAAAAUUUCAAUCAUUCAAUUUACAACCUUAAGCCAAAGCAUCGUAUUUGGAGUCAACAUCCAACUGUUAGUGAUACAUUGCCUAUUAAAUUACUGAGUGGAGUAGUUAAAACUAGAGGAACAAUCCAGAAGUUUACAAAAAAAGGUGUCAUCUUCGAGGGAGAAGAGGAAGAAACAGAAGUGGAUACUGUAUUUUUGGCUACUGGAUACAAAGUGAAAUUUCCUUUUCUGAGUGACGAUAUUGUCCGAGUGGUUGAUAAUCAAGUUCAACUCUACAAAUUCAUAUAUCCUCCUCAUUUACCGCAUCCUACACUUGCCAUUCUAGGUUUAGUCCAGCCAAAUGGUCCUGGUUUUCCUGUUGGUGAAAUGCAAUGCAGAUGGACAGCUAGGCAUAUGGCCGGUAACUUGAAACUUCCACCUAAAGAAGAGAUGAUGGCUGAUAUCGCUAAGAAACUAGAGUGGAUUCGCGACAAAUUUGUCAGCUCACCUAGACAUACACUUGAAGUAGAUUUUAUAGGAUAUCAAGAUGAACUUGCUGAUGACAUUGGAGUCAAACCAAAUCUUCUUAAAAUAGCUAUCACUGAUCCAAAACUGUUUUGGGCUCUUAUAUUUGGACCUUCUCUUUCUUACCAGUACAGACUUCAGGGACCUCAUUCCUGGGAUGGGGCCAGAAAUGCAAUUUUAACUUACAAAGAAAGAGUAAUGAAACCAUUACUAAGACCUGGACAACAGAGAAUGAGAAGACGAAAGCACUUUUUGAGCAUGGAACUAGUUAUUAAAUUAUUGUUUUUGUUACCUUUUUUGUAUUUCUCUUAUAUCGUUUUGUUUAGAUGAAAUUACUUUAAAAAAGUUUCAGAUAUUUAAAUUUAUUGUUUUAUUUACUUUAAUUACCUGUAACAGAGUGAAAUAUUCAUGAAACAGACGUAUAUAUUGAAUUAUUUUGAUAUUUUUAAUGGAGAUAGGUAAGAAAAAUUUUCCUGUAAUUUAGCUUUGAAAGUGAAAGUUGUUUUAGAACAUUGUUUUCUGUUUUAAGGAACACUUCAAUUCCUUGCAUAAUAUUUUCAAAUUAUCUUAUGAAACGCAGAUACUUAUUCGUUUUGUAAGAAAUGGUAUAUGUACAUUUUUUGUUAACUGAGUAUUUUAUUGCUUUAUCCUUAACAUUAUUGUUAAAUAUUAUUUCUACUUAAUUUUUGUACCAGAUUAUAUUUUAUAAAAAAUUAUUAAAUUUUUUAGCAAAUA